CUGACCCGCUGUGGGCGAGUAGGGGUGUGUCUGCGAACGAAGAGAGCGUACGUUUCAGACACCGUGUAGGUUACACAACAUGACUUAACGGAGAAUAAAAUUCUGCAAAAUCAUAAAUUGACACGACUCAAGAGUCUGACACGUGUAUGUUCGCCAGUUCGGAGAGAGAGCCUGGAACCAUGAAAAAAUCGAGCCCGGCAAAGCAGCAACCACCACCAGCUGAAGUCUCGGUGCCAGGGGACGCGGUUACCGUGCAACAACUGAACGAGCUUUUGUCAAACAGCAGCGGAUUUUACAGUUUACCAACACAGCAUUUCAACGAGGUCUUCCCUAGAAUAUACGUUGGUAACGCGUUCGUGGGCCAGAAUCUGAUGCGUCUGCAGAAGCUGGGCGUGACCCACAUCCUGAAUGCGGCGGAAGGCAACUCCUUUAUGCACGUCAACACCAAUGCAGAUUUUUACGCUGGCUCGGGCAUCACCUACCAUGGCAUCCAGGCCAAUGACAAGCCGCAGUUCAACCUCAGUAACUUUUUUGAGGAGGGGGCAGACUUUAUUGAGAAGGCUCUGGCACACAACAAUGGCAAAGGUGCCUCGGAGCUGAGCUGCAGAGAGCUGCGCUCCACCCGUUACAUCACUGAUGGCUCCUGCCGCAGUGCCAAGCCCGUCAAGGAGCUGGUGUGCUCGGGUCAGUGCAUGCCCGCCCACCUCCUACCCAACUCCAUCGUGCGCGGCAAAUGGUGGCGGAGCAGCGCUUCCGACUACCGCUGCAUCCCGGCCCACUCCCGAACCCAGCGGGUGCAGCUGCAGUGCCCCAACGGCAACAGCCGGACUUACAAAAUCCGCGUGGUCACCUCCUGCAAGUGCAAGCGCUAUAGCCGCCACCACAACCAGUCAGAGGCCAAAGAGGCCUCCUCUUUGCCCGAGCCCCGACGCAACAAGAAACGCACCCGGCCUCCUGGGAGUCAGAGCAAGAGCAACACCCCGACGCUGGUCAGCAACUCCUACUGAGGAUUCCUUUCCUUCUUCCGUACAAAUGCAGAGACCAAAGUAGCACGCUCACUCAUACACACGCACAUGUUACACACAACCCAACAUGGCUCCUUCAUUGGAAGAGGGAGAGGAAGAGACAUUUCAACAAAAAGGGAUUUGUUAAGCUGUUUGUUGGACUGGCUUGACAUGUGUUUUUCUCACCAGACAGGCACUAUAGAUUUUGCAGCCUAUUUUCAAACAUAUUUCAGAACCUUUGAUUUGCAUGACCAAAUGAGUCAACAGACUAUGCCUGGUCAGGAAAGUUGGAACACUGCUCGGAUUGGAGUGUAGAUUAUCAUUACACACUCCAGUUCAUAGAUAACGGCCUCUGACUCAGGCACAAGUAGAAUCUACCUUAGCCACAGCAAGAGGUGCACCUAAACUCAAAAUCCACCUGUGAAAACAUCCAGCGGGCAGGCUACACUGCUUGAUAGGCCUAUAGGGUUGAAAGGUGUCUCUAUGCUGUAACUGGUUCUAAUCCAUAUUUUCCAUGGCUGUGUGUACUGUACCGUAGCAGCACCUGGUAGCCCUGGGGCUUCAGGCUCUGGAAGUGGGCUGCUGACAGGCCUGAGAGGCCCUGGCCUUGACCCCAGACCACGCAGUCACAUGACAGCCCGGGCAGCACCUCACUCACCAGGAGUCUCCCAGGGCUCUCGCUCCGUAGCAGCCUUACAGGAGCUGUCAGUUAGGGCCCCUGGCCCAGUGGCCCUAGAGCCCCUGUGAGAGAGGCAGAGGGAGAGUGAGAGAGGGGAAAUGGCUGUGUCAGCAGUCCAAGACCAGGGUCCCUUCGGUCAAACAGGCAACUAGGCAUUCCUGUGACUCAUCUUAAUGACUAAAUGAGCCCAUUCCUGUGUUUAGAAUUUCCGCUAGACAUGGCUGGUUCCUGUUUGCAGGAAUCACACACACACAAAAGGUCCACGUGUGGAGGCGGCUCCAGUAAUUGUGCCUGUUGUUACCCUCUGGCACAACAUUCUCCACUAAACCCACACUGACUGGAACUAUUUUGUUAGCAGCAAAUAACAUUGGCGACCAACUAGUCAUGUCCCUAUUCUAUUCAUUGUGAACCUAGAGUGACUCAUUCUCUGAAUAGCACUGAGAGGAAAGAUAGAUAAAAAACUGAAUCUCAAUCUGAAUUGUUUGAUAUUGGCUGUUGAUAUCCUGCAGGAUGCUGACGGACAGAAAUAGACAGAAAGACAGACAGGAAAAGGUUGUGGAUGCCCAGUCUGCCCAUGCUGACAACCCAUUCCCUUUUUUCAACCCUUUCAGUACUACGGCCUGUAUUUCAUGAAGAAUACUCAUAACGUUUCCACUUAUUGUCCACAUUCCAUUGUUCCAUUCUCUCAUAUCGCUUCCUGAUUUUCAGUUUUCUAAACUGUACUGACAGUGUUUCCUUCUUGUUCAAUUGUGUGUUUGAAAUAGCAACUGGAAAGGAUUUUGUCAUAUAAGUUUGAGUUGUCAUGUAUAGCUUGAUUGUACAUAUUGUUCCUGUCUGGUCUUUUGGCUAAAAGCAGUUGGGGAGGAAAAAAAACCUUGCAGACUCAAAGAAAUGAACUGCAUAUUUAUUUUUAAUUUCCACAUGUAAAUUAUUUAUGCAACUUUUUGUAGUAAAUGAUAGCCAU
This is a messenger RNA of Oncorhynchus kisutch (coho salmon), 2647 nucleotides long. Its product is annotated as sclerostin domain-containing protein 1. Gene Ontology annotation, biological process: ossification; negative regulation of Wnt signaling pathway; negative regulation of BMP signaling pathway. Bases 147 to 1007 code for a protein of 286 amino acids. Gene Ontology annotation, molecular function: BMP binding; protein tyrosine/serine/threonine phosphatase activity. The transcript is spliced from 3 exons. The record is from RefSeq and is a predicted model, not a curated record. NCBI's taxonomy places the organism in Eukaryota, Metazoa, Chordata, Actinopteri, Salmoniformes, Salmonidae.